AUGUGGAAUGAUACCUCCCAGUCCGCGCGAGUAGCGACAAUUCUGGAGCACCGAAAGCCAUCUCCAUACGGUGCCUCCUCCACCUUUAAAACUGAGCACAAAUCAGACAUAAUAGAGUAUCCUGGUCCUCAAGGCAAAUGGUUCCAAAAUCUGUUUUGGCCAGCGCCUUCGUGGCAUGGAUUAGCAAAAUACACGCACAGGCCGGGCGCUGCAUUCGGUGUUAGUGGAGACCUUGUACUAUCUGUAGCUGCUGUGCACAGGGUGUCGUUGCAUCUCAUAUUUGGUCAUGUUUCUGCUUAUAUUCUCAUUCCGUGUGCUUCAGCUCCAACCAGAUGCACUACUAUUAGGAUUCAAAAGUGGAAGCCGGAUGUAUGUGUGUGUGGAUUGCAUUCGGCACUGGCUAUAGGCGCCUUGGUCGUCGACUACCCCAUUCACGCCUGUCAACAGUUGGUGGGAGACAUGGAAACUGCGGGUCGCUUGGGGGCUUCAAUGCCACUGUCGACCGUAUUACCUGCACUUUCAGGCGCAAGUGAACAUCCUUCACAUCAAGCUGCAACGCUGCUGGACCUUGACAAGCAUUAUGUGACACCUUCCGAACACGAUAUGCGGCACCUGCUUGUCAUGGAGCUCCGCCACAUCCUUGUCAACCAGAAAGUCCCUGUAAAAGAACUCGCUGGAUUUCGUAAAGCAGAAGCUGCUGCCAGACUGACACUGACCACUAAAUUCUUGGAGGGUCUGGCCGGUAUUGCGUCUAGCUACGAACAAGGGCUACUGGAUAAAUUAAAGAAGGGAGUGGAGGGGAGGGUGCGGAAGAUAGCAACUCUUUUUAUAAGCAACAUAACGGAGCAAGUCCACGAGUGGAUGGUAGCCCCGGAGUUUUUUUCUCCUCAGCUUCAGGUGCUUCUGUGUCUCAUACUGCAGUUGGAUCAUCAGGAACUGCCGCUGGAGCGCCGAGCAUUGGAGGUUCCGUUGAGCGCCUACAUGUUGGAUGCCUCUGUGGAAAGGGCGGUUACGGCAAAGACUUUGAUUUCAUGCAUGUCUGCUAACAAGCUGCUGCUGGCAGAUGAUGAAAUAGGCCUCAUAAUGGAUAUUCUUGAACUCAUGUGGGAUAUUUACUACAGGCAUAGCGUCGAGAUUCUCCGGGCUCUGCAGACGCCAACAAGUGGUUCAGCAUCAAUGGCCCUGGAUAACUGGAUACACGGCACGGCCCUUCCUCGUGCAACAAUGCUUCUCCCCAACUGCAGAUUGGCGCACCUUACCAGGAGCACCCCUUCGACUUUCGCGUCAACCUCAAGUUUUAGUGUAAGUGUCGAAUACCAAGGACUCUCAGGAAGACUGGAGCAUGAUGACCAACGUGCCUUUUAUUCCGUCAUCAGUGCCUUCGGCAAAGAGGACCUCAUGGCUCUCCAGCGCUACAAAGCCUCACCGGUCACGCCACAGAGUAGUAAGCGUUUUCAUCUCCUACUCGAUCGUGUAUAUCCACCGUACACAACAUAUAAACAAUUCAGAAUUGCUAUCGAAUCUCGAAGAGUUGAAGUGAUUCAGUUGACUCAGACAACUUCCAAAGCUUUACGACGCAUGUUUUCCCUUCCAGGUGUUCCGGCAAAAGACAUUGUAUCGUUACUAGGUAGGCUAGAAUAUGCUAACCGUCCACAGCGCAGUGAUACACAAACGUCAAUAAGACUGAGGGGCUCCUCAAACCAGCAUCCUGUUAAAGCCGCCUCGAAACGUGCAUUUAAUGGGCUGUUCAUGGGAAUGCGCCCAGAGCUGCGUACCCUGUUAAACACAGAACUCUCCUUUUUCCUUAGACGCCUACAGAAGAACGAGAAAAUAUCGCCUAACCCAGAUAUACAAGAAGCGUUUGAGAAGUGGGCCAGGGUCAUGAGCGUAGAAAAGGAGGCUGUACUUGAGGAACUGAAGCGUAAAAUGGAAAUUGUCUCAUCGGACCCCAAUUAUAUGUUCAGUUCGUUGUUUUUUAGUGCAACUUUGGCCUCCAAGAUCAUUAAAAGCCCUGCGUACGCCACAACGGGGAAUGCGGCAGCUAUAUCGGCUAUGAGUGCAGUACAACAAGUGCGCUUGCCUUCAUGGGCUAUUAAAUUGGAUCCGGCGACUUUGAAGACAGCGCAGCUCACUGCGAUCCAGCAUCCAACUCUGCAAUUCACGUAUGACACAGUUCUGAGGCGAAAGUUACUUUCGCCUGCGGGCAAGCAAAGAGUAUUCAGAAGGGAUAUGGUGGAACGGGUGGCCGUAACAAUGGAAUUGACUGCAAGAAUGCAGCACCAGUUCUUUGACAGCAUGAUCUCCGUUCUCCCAGGCUUUUUGAGGCAAUCAUUGGAGAAUAUGCUCUGUGGAGAGCACCGUCCUGACUUUUUUGCCGCUGCAACCGAAUUGGAUGGUAAAAAGGGUCUUUUCGAUUAUUUGGGUUUCGCUACUGCAUUUCGUCUUGCAGUUGUUGCAGAGAUUCACCAAAUGCGUUGCGACCACGCAGGAAGAAGAGUCUGGAAUGUUUUUUACUGUGACGCUUCCACAAGAUAUGCUAGGGCUUAUCGAAACCACCAAACAUGUUGUGCCUUGAAUUCGACUUCGAUCCUGGCGUUAUUACUGUCUAUGCUUUGUAUUGCUUUCUUUUUCAGGCAGGAGUACAGCAGUAUUAUAAGCUGUGCGUACUCUGUUUCGGUUGCAGCAAAAUCUGUAAGGAAUCCGCUUACAAUGGAAGUUGCAAAACAAAUGGAGAAGAGUCUCCCCAAAUCAGAGGCUAGAGGCGUAAAUACACUCAAAUGUAUACCGACAAAUGUUAAUUUCAUCAGGUGCAUAGCGAAACUACUCUUUCGCUGCCGCAACGACGACACAAAGUGCGCGGGAGCAGUAGAGAGAGUCACGGAAGCUAACGCUGAUAUUUGGGAGACGGUGUACAACGACAUCCAGUCUCCCCUCUCCGAGGCACCACAGUUCCUAAAUCGCAUGCCUUGGACCAAGCUGAAAUACAUCGUUAGUGACGCCCUUGCAGCAAGCGGCAAGCAUUUGAGCCUGGACGAGCGCGAAGCAUUGUCCAGUGGAUUUCUAGAGCAUAACGGCGAAAGCGGAUCGUCUAAUAUGCGUGGCUUUCACUUGCUACGCAUGCGCUCCAUAUUGUUUAAAGUGCCAGAAUCUAAUCCAGGAGUGGCUUGUAUCGUUUCUGUCCUGUCGGAGCCUUCACCGACAGUCAGCAGAGAAUGUUUUACAGAGAUGCUCAAGAUGUUCAGUAGCUUCAUCGCCGACGAAAAAAUCUGUAGCUGUUUUGUUCCAGCGGCAGGGUACCCAAGUUUCGUCUGCUGCGGCUCAGAACCGACUGGUGAUGCAGAGUUGGUCCUCCUCCGUGUAGCGAAGCGCGUAGCUGCGCAGCUUAAGACUGUUCAGCUGGUCGACAAUGUGACUCCCCAGACCAUCGCGCAAGAGCUGCAACGAUUGUAUAAUAUGGACUUUUCUACAAUAUACGACUUUGUAAUAAGCCCAAUGCAGGACUAUUCAUCUUCCCCACAAGAAAAAAGGACCAUUGGAGCCUGCCUCUACCAAGUGGGUAGGAAUUUCGAACGCGAGAAUGACAUGUACAGUGAGGCUCCCGGGUUUGUUCUUCGGGUUAACUCGCCUGCCCUGGUCAGGAAUUGCCUCACUGAAGUGUGGCGCAUGCGAUUGAAGUUUGGUUUACACCAACCUGUUGUUUCUGCGUCGGGUGGCGCCUUAGCAAAUCCGAAUGGGGAGACAACGAAUUGGGAAGAAUUUACGGCAGGACUGAACGAAAUGAACAUCGUGAGCCCAGCAGAUGAAACAUUUCGUCGCGUUGCAAGUGGGGACAGCUUUUUGUUUCUGGUGAUACAGCACAGGCUUCUAGCUAUUAUGGAUGCUCUUGCUGCAUUCCGAGAGACCAUGAUCACAAGAGUAACAAAAGACUCGGAGGCGAAUCGCAGCGCUGCACUCCUACUGCAAUUGCAAGCUCUCUCAUACCAGGAAUUUAUGCGGUUUCUGAUGGCAUCAGAAAAUGCUAUCCCGUUUUCUAUAGGCCUAGUGGCUCAAGCUUUGACAAGUAUACUCUGUAAUCCAGUUUGCAAAGAAAUUAGGUCAUCCGUUAAUAUGGAGACACGAAAGAAACAAGAAACUGCACGCGUCCUCUCACAGCGGCUGAACGAACAAGUGACUGCGAUGAAGGCUGUGAUCCAAUCUUUGUCAGUAGUAAGGGCAUCAAGCGCCGUUGACUUGUCCGCCGCUUUUCAAGCGCUCGAAUCCACGGAAAUGCAGACUGAAAUAGUCUCACCUGCCUCGCUUGAGCUUUGUUCUAGGCACCUAAGAGGUCUUGCUACCGCGGCUUUGCCUAUAUGCUCAUACGAGACCGUGCCCUACAGAUACGCCCAUGAGGCCUUUAGGCUGACCCUUGCACAGAGGGGUAUACAUGCCCACACAUGGUUCAGCUUUUUCUCCGUGAAUCAUGAAGUCAUUCUCAAUAAUUGUAUAUCUGAGGCCAGAAGACUUAGCCCUAAGAAGUCAGUUGAGAGCUUUAUGAAGCUGGCAGAAUGGCGAAGGUUCCUACCUGUGGUGCUGGAAAAAGCCGUCAAGUCACUUCGCAACAGAUUUUCAGAUAUAAAAAACUUACUCCUUCUCCUAGAAGGCAAAGUUGAGCAGGUAGGCAUUAUGCGAAGGCUUCGUGCAAUGGCCGACAAGGUUGCCAAAUGGGUGUUUCCAAAGCAGCGAAAAAAAUCUCGGAGAACACAAGAUGAGCCCUCGCGCGAGGAGGCUGAUAUAGAAGUACAUGACGUGAUCACUUUAUCAGAGCUUGAAGCGGUCCCUCCUAAAGCUAUUAUCCAGUUCUGGCGGGAAUACGCCCUUUCGCUUGAUUCAAGCACCGGAACUGGCAUGCGAUACGGCAAGGUAGCGCGCUUGCUGACAGCAAUCGGGACAGGAUUCAGAUGCGCGCAGAUGUUUGCGAAUGACCAAAAUUCGUUCUUGGGCGGGCUGAGAGGGAAUAGUGCAGCCCAAGAAAAUAUACAACGAUUGGCAACAGAAUUCUUCCUGUCCCCUGGAGGGCCUCAGGAAGGCUUUCGGGGCAUCAGAGCGGCGGCAACUAAAUCGAUAGCGACGUUUUGCAGGGGAAGGGGCAGUGUUUGUAAAAAGCUCGAAGUUGCUUCGACCGAACCUGUGCCAGAUUCGUGUCACAGGCCCAUGGUUUUUUGCACGAGAGCGCUAGCCUGUGCUGAACCCAGCAAUUUGUGUUUGUGUAAUGUCUCAGAGGAUUGCAUUUUAAUGCUCCUAGACGAUUUGCUAACAAAACCCAACCCGCUGAUAUCAGCGGAUGUGGUUUUGAGAUCAAUUACAUCAGUCUUGUCAGCUUUUCGCUUCUCCAUUGUUAUUUGGAACCAGGUAACGUCCAAAGUAGCGCGGUUCAGAGAAAAAAAAGACGUGGUGACGGAAAAUAUACCCAUACAGAUUAUCGUUGCCCCACGAGGAGAGACGAAAAUGCCAAUUUAUCUCCACGAAGCGUUGCCGGGUUCUGCAACAGAGAGCACUACCAGUUCUUUUGCUGAAGAGGAUUCGGAGGAAGAGAUAUUUUACAGUGCGAAAUCGACUGAAGAGCCAUUGCCUGCUCCGGCAACCACUGAAGAAACAGAACUUCUUCUCGUUAGCCCGGGGUUUGACCUAUAUGAGCACCUGCAAGAGGCGAAGAGACUAAUACAAAAUGAGCACACCUACAGAUUCCGUUUUAUUCAUGUACCUGUGGUUCCCAUUGCUUCAGAGCCAUCCCCAUCACUUCUGCUUCGUGGAGAGCGCACACUGAUUGAUAUGCAAGACCGCAUGUCUCACCGUUCAAGAAGACGUCAUCAUCAUAAACUUCUGCUAGAAGAUCUGCAACGCAUAAUUGAUGAAAUACUAUCGCGGAAAGACCUGGAAAAUACUGAUUUUUUGAGAGAGUCAAGGAUCUUCUCUGUUUUAGGCCCAAAUGAAGAAAAUAAAAAGCUGUUCAGCGAGCAGAAACAUACCCUUGGUAAUGCAAACCCGGCACACCUUGCGCCGCUAAAUUUGUUUUCGUCGAGUGUGGUCGCUCCAGCAUGUAUAAUCAUACGGUGUGGCCGCUUUGUUGUUUGCUGGUGCCUGUUCGCAGAAACGCUUUUUGCAGAGACAUCUAUAAGCCCAUGCAUCGUGGAUCGCCAUCUCUUCGAGUUGCUAACUGCCUUCCAACUGUUCACAGCCUGUAAAGAGAUACCAAAUGACUGUAAUGAGUUCAGAGUCAGAAUGUUGAACCAAGUCAAGGAAUCACUGCUUAAAGCAAAAACCGAAGGUGGGAGUGCUAUGGCUGGUGAUGUAGAUUCUCAAGGAAGAGAGACCAUGCUUAAGCUCGGUUCACAACAGCAACGGCAACUAGAUAGCAUGAAGCAAAUACAGCAAGCAAUAGAAAAGUUGGAACAUAUCGCAUCGCAGCCCGUGCCAUGUCUCACGGAAAACUGCAGCGAGGACACCGUUGAAAUUUUGAGGAUGUUUAAGCCAGUUAGGAGUCUUCUGGGGUCCACGAGGUAUCAUGACCUAAAAAAGGAGUCAUUGGGAAGGCCGCAUAGCUCCAUAGGAGGUGUGGUACCUCUGGAAUCGUUUCGCAUGGCGAGCCACUUAACGCUUUCUUCCUUGCCAAUGCAGCAGUGGCUGGAUGUACUGAACCGCAUACGCCAGAGUCUGGCGCUGCUGUCCCCAAGUCCCAUUAUACUGAGAAGCAUGUCGUCUAUGGAGGUAACCUGCGUCGAGGUCGCAAAACGAAGACUUAAAGAAGCACUGGGUGUACUUCAAAAAGCCACCCAGCAACUGAGUAAGCACACCUCAUUGUGCAGUAAAUUAUCUGCAGUAGAGAAAAGUAGCAGCCAGUCAAAUAAGACUCCAUUACCUUACUUAACAGCACGUAAAGCCGUAUGCACACAUUGCUUUUCUGCAGUGGUCAGGACUGUCCUGAAUGAAUGCUGCCGCGAAAAAGACUUCUUGGAACGCGGAGCCACUUAUGUCACACACGCGUUGGCUUCGAGGUUGAGAGGCAAAGGAUAUAUUCUCUCGGCGAGUAAUGACAUGAGUACUUUAAUGGACAACCACCAGGACUAUUCGACUUGGAUUCAGCAAGCUGUAACAACAGAGGUUGAGAAAGUAGAUGAUGUACAAUGGCUAAUGAUCUCUGCAUGCAGUGAAGGAUCGUUUUACAGCCAAGGCGCGGCUGCAUGCACUCAGGCACCGAAUGCAGCCCGUGCGCUGCAUGCCAGAUUGGUCGAAAGUCAAUAUGAAGUUCAGGUGUGGACAGCGAUAGCCGAAAUCUUGUACCGCACUCCGGAUACCCCGUGGAAAGAUGUGCAGGCGAGCCUGCGGGCGCAGGAAAGAACACUUUGCGCUUACAGUCAUCUUGGCGCUCGAGCUGUCAGGAAACUGUAUUAUGCUUUCGUGUUCACAGCUCUCCACCAAGCUGUAGGAUUUGUCGAUCACGACGAUUUCAAGCGCUUCGGAGCCUACGCACUGACGAGUAAGACAGCAACCCCUUGA
Messenger RNA from Cyclospora cayetanensis, 7533 nucleotides. RefSeq lists its product as uncharacterized. The transcript is spliced from 28 exons. Lineage: Eukaryota; Apicomplexa; Conoidasida; Eucoccidiorida; Eimeriidae. The record is from RefSeq and is a predicted model, not a curated record. Bases 1 to 7533 code for a protein of 2510 amino acids.